This is a messenger RNA of Cavia porcellus (domestic guinea pig), 554 nucleotides long. It is a transcript of the gene Rpl35a, whose product is annotated as ribosomal protein L35a. Gene Ontology annotation, cellular component: ribosome; cytosolic large ribosomal subunit. Gene Ontology annotation, molecular function: structural constituent of ribosome. Gene Ontology annotation, biological process: cytoplasmic translation; ribosomal large subunit biogenesis. The transcript has 5 exons. The record is from RefSeq and is a predicted model, not a curated record. The coding region runs from base 187 to 519 and encodes 110 amino acids. Lineage: Eukaryota; Metazoa; Chordata; Mammalia; Rodentia; Caviidae.
AGGGGGGCGCUAGGUGCAGCUGUUUGGGGGCAAAUAAGCCGGGUGGGUUUGUCCGUAUACCGCGGCGAGGCGCUGGGGCGAAUUGGAGAUUCUGCCAGCCAGUGAUAGCUGAAGAUUCCAAGAGCAGGGAGGACGGGAUGGAGGAGAUUCGAGGCCUGCUGGGAACCGGACUUCUCAAAGGCAAAUAUGUCUGGAAGACUGUGGUGCAAGGCCAUUUUUGCUGGCUAUAAGCGAGGUCUCCGGAACCAGAGGGAACACACAGCUCUUCUUAAAAUUGAAGGUGUUUAUGCCCGCGAUGAAACUGAAUUCUACUUGGGCAAGAGAUGUGCUUAUGUCUACAAAGCGAAAAACAACACAGUGACUCCAGGUGGCAAACCAAACAAAACCAGAGUGAUCUGGGGAAAGGUAACUCGGGCCCAUGGAAACAGCGGCAUGGUUCGUGCCAAGUUCCGAAGCAACCUUCCUGCUAAGGCCAUUGGACACCGAAUCCGUGUGAUGCUGUACCCCUCAAGGAUUUAACUAAUGGAAAAUAAAAGUGGAUUUGUGCUCUGGUA